Heteronotia binoei (common prickly gecko) is the source of this 1938-nucleotide messenger RNA. It is a transcript of the gene SNX30, whose product is annotated as sorting nexin family member 30. The record is from RefSeq and is a predicted model, not a curated record. The transcript is spliced from 9 exons. Lineage: Eukaryota; Metazoa; Chordata; Lepidosauria; Squamata; Gekkonidae. Gene Ontology annotation, cellular component: cytoplasm. Gene Ontology annotation, molecular function: phosphatidylinositol binding; protein binding. Bases 279 to 1607 code for a protein of 442 amino acids.
GCCGCCGCCGCUACGUUGUUAUCUUCCGUGUCCCUCCUGGGCCAGCGAGGGGGAGCUCCUGCCUCGGCAGGGAGGAGAAGGCUGGCAGGUGGCGGCGGUGGCGGCUCUUUGCCCUGAAAAGGCGCGGGCGGAGCCGCCGCUGCAGCCUCCGCCUCCUGGGCGCAAAGGCGGCUGCAGCUGGAGCCCCGACCCCGCGGCCUUUGGGCUUCUCGGAGGGGCCACGACGAGGCUGCCUCCCUUCUGCUUCGGCCGGGGCUUCCCGCUGCUCCGCCUCCACCAUGUCUGCAACGGGGGGCGGCGGCGGCGCGGGGACUCCCAAGGCGCUGCCUUCCUCCGGCCCCAAGUCCCUGCGGGAUAUGCCGCACCCGCUGGCCGCCUCCGGCAGCGAGGAGGCGGGCGCCGACCUCACGCCCAGCCCGGACUUCCAGCUGCCUCGCAGCAUCGCCGACAAGGACCUCAGCUUACCCAAUGGUACUCCUGUAGACACUUCUAGCCCGGCUUCCUCCUCCUCCCUUCUCAACAGAUUGCAGCUGGAUGAUGACUUGGACGGGGAAAUGAGAGAUCUCUUCGUCACUGUUGAUGAUCCAAAAAAACAUGUUUGUACAAUGGAGACUUACAUCACAUACAGAGUCACAACCAAGACCACACGAGCAGAAUUUGAUUUGCCAGAGUAUUCCAUGCGCCGAAGAUAUCAGGAUUUUGAUUGGCUGAGGAAUAAACUCGAGGAAUCUCAGCCGACUCAUCUCAUUCCCCCUCUUCCAGAGAAGUUUGUGGUUAAAGGAGUUGUUGACCGCUUUUCAGAAGAAUUUGUUGAAACAAGGAGGAAGGCCUUGGAUAAAUUUUUGAAAAGGAUCGCUGAUCAUCCGGUGCUGUCUUUCAAUGAACACUUUCAUGUGUUUCUGACUGCCAAAGAUCUCAAUGCUUACAAAAAGCAAGGGAUGGCUUUGCUUUCCAAGAUGGGAGAAUCGGUCAAAUAUGUCACAGGAAGCUAUAAACUAAAAAGUCGACCGUUGGAGUUUGCAGCCAUUGGAGACUAUUUAGAUACCUUUUCUAUGAAGCUUGGAACCAUUGACAGAAUAGCACAGCGGAUCAUUAAGGAAGAAGUGGAAUAUCUGGUGGAACUUCGAGAAUAUGGGCCAGUUUAUUCAACUUGGAGUGGGUUAGAAAGAGAACUGUCUGAACCUCUGGAAGGGAUGUCUGCUUGCAUUGGGAAUUGCUGUACAGCUCUUGAGGAACUGAGUGAAGAUAUGACUGAGGAUUUCCUACCUGUUCUCAGGGAGUACAUGCUGUAUGCUGAGUCCAUGAAGAAUGUGCUGAAGAAAAGAGAUCAGGUUCAAGCAGAAUAUGAAGCCAAGCUGGAAGCAGUGGCCCUAAAAAGGGAAGACCGGCCCAAGGUGCCCACAGAUGUUGAAAAGUGCCAGGACCGAGUGGAGUGCUUCAAUGCAGACUUGAAGGCUGAUAUGGAAAGAUGGCAAAACAACAAGCGUCAAGACUUCAGGCAGCUGCUGAUGGGAAUGGCAGAUAAAAACAUCCAAUAUUAUGAAAAGUGCCUUACGGCGUGGGAGUCUAUUAUACCACUGUUGCAAGAGAAGCCUGAGACCAAAUAAGAAGCAAUGCUUUCCCCCCCACACACAUUAUUGACCUCUAACCAAGUGCAUGGUACCACUGGAGAUACACCUAUGCACGACUUCACAUGAUUUUUCACUUCCCCUUUCCCCACUUCCAGAUGAAAUACUGCCUGUUACGAAACUUGGGACAGACUGACUUGCGAGUGCUUGCAACUCUACAUUUUUGCCACCUUUUUAUUAAACCAUCUGAGGUGAUCCCUUGGCUAAUGGGCAGAUGAAAACACAGGGAUUUAUUAUUCUCUUGGACUGCUUUAUAUUGAAUGAAGCUGCUCAGUGGAACAUUUAAUAAUAAAAAACCUCUUAAAUGCAA